GCAUCCGUCCUAUCUCUGCUCCGUCACGAUUCGUGACAGAAUCUUCCGCCAAAACAUGGACGCAGCAGGAGAACGGAGGAGACGCAGAACCCGGAAGUCGACGCCAACCGUCCCCGCUAUGGACGCCGUCCACUUCCCACAAUGAACAUUUAUGGAGCUUCCUGAUCCAUUUGACAGAUUUUUCGGUGCCCCUGAAUAUUUUCUGGUAGACUGUCAAUACUAUUUCGCCAGCCUGUUAGACCCUAAGACAGAGGAGAAGCAAUGGCUCCGAUUCAUGUGGUCCCGGUUCUUUGGACCGGCCCGUCAAUGGGUGCAGCUCAAACUGGAUAAGCACUGUAGGAACCUGGACAGUGUAGAACAGUUUGUGGGGGAAUUCAUGAUGCGAUUUGGGAGUCCGAAGGCGAAGGACGAGCUAGAACAACUUCUCAGGGGGGUAAGUCUGGCAGGCGAACCUGCCCUGCCGUUUACCCACUACUACAGGCAACUUCAUGCAGAGCUCAACUCUGAAAUCCAAGUUAAGUCUCAAGUCCCUAAGGUCCAAAUCCAAGUCAAGCCUCCAGUCCCUGAGGUCCAAGUCAAGCCUCCAGUCCCUGAGGUCCAAGUCAAGCCUCCAGUCCCUGAGGUCCAAGUCCAAGUCAAGCCUCCAGUCUCUGAGAUCCAAGUCAAGCCUCCAGUCCCUGAGGUCCAGGUCAAAGUCAAGCCUCCAGGCUCUGAAGCCCAAGUCAAGCCUCCAGGCUCUGAAGCCUAAGUCAAGCCUCCAGGCUCUGAAGCCCAAGCCAAGCCUCCAGGCUCUGAAGCCCAAGCCAAGCUUCCAGGCUCUGACGUCCAGGCCAAGCCUCCCGUCCCUGAGGUCCGAGCCAAGCCUCCCGUCCCUGAGGUCCGAGCCAAGCCUCCCGUCCCUGAGCUCACGUCCAAGCCUGCUGAUCCAGUUGACCAAGC
This is a messenger RNA of Ictalurus furcatus (blue catfish), 939 nucleotides long. RefSeq lists its product as uncharacterized. Lineage: Eukaryota; Metazoa; Chordata; Actinopteri; Siluriformes; Ictaluridae. The record is from RefSeq and is a predicted model, not a curated record. The coding region runs from base 152 to 748 and encodes 198 amino acids. The transcript is spliced from 2 exons.